Anthostomella pinea is the source of this 387-nucleotide messenger RNA. NCBI's taxonomy places the organism in Eukaryota, Fungi, Ascomycota, Sordariomycetes, Xylariales, Xylariaceae. The record is from the annotation of a GenBank genome assembly.
AUGCCUCGCGCCCUGAACAAACCCACCCUAUCAACAGACCCCAGCAUGAACAAGUCCACCAGGGACCGAGCCCCAGCCGCCUCCGGCGGCGGCGGCGUCGACCUGCCCCCCUUCGACUACAACAUGCGCGCCGGCAAAUCGACCAUCGGCGGCAGCGGGAUCAAGCUACCCAAGGUAGCCGCCAAUUCCACCACCAAUUCCACAACCAAGUCCAAGUUCCCGGGGGGCAACGGUCCGCGCCAUGAGCCCCUGCAGCCGCCCUUCGCAUCCACGGCGCAGCGCACGGGAUCGAUCCUGAGCGGUGACAAGACGGGCCCAAGGGAUGUGAAGCCGAUUUUGUCGAAUACGGGAUCUAUGGAGGGGAAGCGGACGGCCUGGACUGGAUAG